This is a messenger RNA of Eimeria necatrix, 1965 nucleotides long. RefSeq lists its product as hypothetical. The transcript is spliced from 7 exons. The coding region runs from base 1 to 1965 and encodes 654 amino acids. Lineage: Eukaryota; Apicomplexa; Conoidasida; Eucoccidiorida; Eimeriidae. Gene Ontology annotation, cellular component: mitochondrion. Gene Ontology annotation, molecular function: GTPase activity; GTP binding. The record is from RefSeq and is a predicted model, not a curated record.
AUGGGGCUACUUGGGAAGUCUCACUUCCUUGCCUUCCUCGUUCACAGUUUGCAGGCUCCAUCAAUCCGCACAGGGCCAACCCAGGAUCUGUGGCCCCCAGCACGAUUUGACUGCUUUCUAGAUAACUGCCACAAGGCCUCCAGUGAAUUGCUGGCACGCGGGGGAGGCUUACACCAUCAUGAUUGUGUUGUGGAAGCAAAGAAUGGAGCAUCGUGCUUUGCCUCUACCUCUUCACGAACGCAGCAUGCAGAGGAGCUCCACAAACGAGAACCCUCACCACUCAUCCGCGUGGCAACUGCUGCUGAAUUUUCGACAGAGCGGCUCCUUCGUAUCCGGAGGAGAAAUAUUCGCUUCCUUUGUGCUAGCCGAAGAAAUAGAAAACGCGGGUUGUUACCUCCAGCAAAAGCAGCUGCAGCGGAAGCAGCAGAGAAGUGGAACGCGGAAGAGGAAGCAUUUCUGCGGCGUUCACUGGAGCUCAAAGACCCGCUUGUGAAUGAAGCGCCAGUUCCCCUCCUUUGCAAGGGCAUCACUUGUCCCACUAAUGCAGGCCGCCAGUCGGCGAGCCCAACCGCAACACGCCGCUGGCAGCGGCACUUUCGGCGCGAAAGUCGGGAAGCAGCGGCUUUGGAGCUUCACACACUAUUCCGUUUGGUAUCCGAGGCUUGCCCGUUGGCACCACGGCUGCCCUAUUUAUUUGUUGACGCGCGGCAGCCCGCGGCCGUCGUGCGGCUGCAGCGGCUUUUGCGUAGUCUGGUGAGGCGGCACUGUCGGUACAAGAGAGAACUGGAAGCAUUCCGCUCACUGUGUAAACAGGCCUUCGCGGCUGCAGCAGCAGAAGGGAUAGACUCAUCCGCUGAGACUGCCAAAGCUGCGCAAGUGGCUGCAUCCCUAAAAAACACAGCAGAUGAAGCAGGACGCUGUGGAAAAAAGCUCUCUGCACGAACUAUUCUCCAGCAGAAGAAGCCCUUACGCAUUCUUAUCGUUGGGCUUCCGAACGUAGGGAAAAGCAAGAUCGCAAACAGUCUGGUGGGGAGAAAGGUGGCGCGCAGCUACCGCUGGCCAGGCACGACGCAGUCUGUCAAUGUUCAUAGGCAGCCGGUCACACUGGCGCGGCAAGGCGACAUGUCUCGGCUUUUCGACGUUGUAGACACUCCCGGGUUUAUUCCUGUCUACCCUGAAGAAGCAGCGGUAGCCCUUGGGGCCGCGUUCUUUCGCAUGGAAGAUUUACUACCGGGAGCUACUGACUUUGACAGGGUAAUGACUCGCUACAAAAUUGAUCCGCUGUCCGUAAAGCAUGACAUGAACAAGGGGGUACAACUUCUGCUGACGCUAGCGGAACAAAGACACCACUCCAAUGAGGGCGCUGCGGCGCAGCGACUUCUCAGUGAUUUCACCCAAGGUUACUUAGGAAGGCACACCUUUGAGCUACCUCCAGUGCGGCAUCCGCCCCCGCGCGCUGCAUCGACUGAGAUGACCAUGUGGGACGUGCGAGAAACAGGAGAGGAUAUACGAAUUGAUAAACCUGACUGCGUUGAGGAAGACUUAGUUCAGCCGGCCUUCGGUGGCGUGGAUGGGACUUCAUUGCCGAGCACGGAAGGCGGGAGCAGCCGCCAAGUCCAAGCAGAUGAGCAUAGAGUCACAGUGGGGCUGGCAGCAUCGAGGAAGCGAUGGACAAUGCGGCGUUAUGGAGACAGAAUUUCCUUCGUGCUGCAGCCGCAAAAUUUUGGGCAGGCUGCGGCCCACGAUGGAAAGCGUACAGAAGUGCUUCAGAGUGAAGAGUGGAAAACGGCUUGCCGACCUCACCUAAGCUGCAGUAGUAAAAGAGGAACAGAAGGCCUCCCGGGAGCAGCACAAAGCCAAGCAUUAAAGGAAGAACGGAAGUGCAGUGCUUCCUACUCCGAUUGUGGGGGAGGAAUGCAGCAACAGUCGCGACUGUUGGCACCAGGAUGGCUUGAAGGGUGGUAG